GGGUCAAGAUUUGAAGCAACGGCAAAACACUGUAGCCCAAAAUCGCGAGCCUGAGUGAGAAUAGACCAAAUUGCGAGUCUGAGGGAGAAGAGAAAUAGACCCAAAAAGAACGCGGGAAAACGCCGGCGUAGUGAAUGAGUGAGCGCCAUGCCGGAGCUUCCAGAAGUCGAGGCGGCGAGGAGAGCCGUUCACGAGAACUGCGUCGGAAAGAAGAUAACAAAGUGCGUCAUCGCCGAUGAUUCCAAAGUCAUCGACGCCGUCUCUCGCUCCGAAUUCGAAGCUUCCGUCCUCGGCAAGCUCAUCGUCGCUGCUCACCGCAAGGGAAAGAACAUGUGGCUUCAGCUCGAUUCUCCUCCUUUUCCUUCCUUCCAAUUCGGCAUGGCUGGUGCAAUAUACAUUAAGGGGGUUGCGGUGACACAGUAUAAAAGGUCUGCUGUAAAGGACGAGGAUGAGUGGCCCUCAAAGUAUUCAAAAUUUUUCAUUGAGUUAGAUGAUGGUCUGGAGUUGUCUUUCACUGACAAAAGACGAUUUGCUAAAGUUCGCUUGCUCAAAGAUCCAACAUCAGUGCCUCCCAUAUCGGAGCUUGGUCCUGAUGCACUUUUGGAACCUAUGGCACUUGAGGAGUUUACUAAGUCUUUGCACAAGAAGAAAACUGAAAUCAAGGCUUUAUUACUCGAUCAAAGCUAUAUUUCAGGUAUUGGAAACUGGGUGGCAGAUGAAGUGCUAUACCAAGCAAGAAUUCAUCCACGACAGGUAGCUUCUAGCCUGUCUGAUGAAAACUGCUCAACUUUGUAUAACUGCAUCAAAGAGGUUAUUCAAUUGGCUGUUGAAGUUGAUGCUGACUGUAGCCGUUUUCCUCUUGAAUGGUUAUUUCAUUUUCGAUGGGGAAAAAGGCCUGGAAAAAUAACAAUUGAAGUUGGAGCAGAUAGUAGUCAGUAUCCCACCUAUUGGAUAUUUCGUUCACGUGAAAAGAAACAGGACAAGGCUUUUGUUGAUGGGAAAAAAAUUGACUUCAUUACAGCUGGUGGCAGGACAACUGCUUAUGUGCCAGAGUUGCAAAAGCUUAGUGGAUCUCUAGAUGUAAAAGAAACUGGUAAGCCUAAAAGGCAAUCCUCAAAGAAAGUAAGUGUAGAGAAUAACAAUGAUGACACUGAGAAACAAACAAAUGGGGAAGAGGGGAAUUUGGGAAGUCUAAAAUCGAAGAAGGGGACGAAGGCUGGAGCUAGAGGUAGGAGGCCUUCAAAAAAGAAAAAGUCAGGGGAAAGUGAUGAAGACAAUGAUAAUGAUGCUGGUACCGAGUAUGAUAGUGAUGAAUUUGAAAGGAAUCCAGGUAAGGCGACUAAUAGGAAACAAGCUGGGGGAGAGAAGCAAACAAAUAAAAGAGUUCAAAGCAAUCAUACUAGUAGGAGUUCUAAAAGGAAAGCUAAGUAACUACUAUGGGGUUUGCAUAGUUUUGUCAUGUGCUAUGUUCGCACUAGAACAACAGAAGGAUUGUUUAUUAUGUGCCUGCAACGUAGGUUUGCUGUUUAACAAGUUGUCUUUAUGAUCUGUUGGUUGGCUUGCGCUUCCACAAAUUAUGUAUGGUAAUUUAAUUUCCACAUGUUAAGCAGACAAAUAGAAGGCAAGAAUAGGAGUAGGACGCCUUCAGUUUUUGUGACUAUUGUUAAUGCUCACUUGGUGUUAUGACUCAAGAUGUAAUUUCUGUUUUACAUUUUCAUCUUUACGAUCAA
Cajanus cajan (pigeon pea) is the source of this 1730-nucleotide messenger RNA. It is a transcript of the gene MMH-1, whose product is annotated as MUTM homolog-1. The record is from RefSeq and is a predicted model, not a curated record. Lineage: Eukaryota; Viridiplantae; Streptophyta; Magnoliopsida; Fabales; Fabaceae. Gene Ontology annotation, molecular function: oxidized purine nucleobase lesion DNA N-glycosylase activity; DNA-(apurinic or apyrimidinic site) endonuclease activity; zinc ion binding. Gene Ontology annotation, biological process: base-excision repair. Gene Ontology annotation, cellular component: nucleus.